CUCUCAUACUCUUAAAACAAGAGCGUGCGCAUUAGGCCUGCGGCUCGGUCGUGGCUACGGCGCCGUUAUGAGUGUCACUGUACACAUGCGCUUUGCAGGCUCUGAAAGAGCUACGGGAGUGGCGGGCGAACUGAGAGAUGGAGUCAGCAGUGGAGGAGCUGAUGCCUCGGCUCCUGCCUGUGGACGACUGUGACCUCUCGGAGGAUUUCGAUCCCACGGUGCCCCCCAGAACACCCCAGGAGUAUUUAAAGCGGGUCCAGAUUGAAGCUGCAAAAUGUCCUGAUGUUGUUGUGGCUCAGAUAGACCCCAAGAAAUUGAAAAAGAAGCAGACUGUGAAUAUUUCACUUUCAGGAUGCCAGCCUGCCCCUGAAGGAUAUUCUCCAACUCUGAAAUGGCAACAGCAACAAGUGGCUCAAUUUUCAGCCAUUCGCCAGAGUGUUAACAAGCAUAGGAAUCAUUGGAAGUCACAGCAUUUGGACAGUAAUGUAGCAAUGCCAAGAUCAGAUGAUGAAGAAGGCUGGAAAAGGUUUUGUCUAGGUGAAAAGUUAUAUUUAAACUCAUCUAUUCAAGUAUCCAGAGAUGAAAAUCAAGGAAUUGAUUAUGUACAGAUUGGUUUUCCUCCAUUGCUGACCAUUGUUAGCAGAAUGAAUCAGGCAACAGUAACCAGUGUUUUGGAAUACUUGACAAGCUGGCUUGCAGAGAAGGAAUUUACUCCAGGACUGGGCAGAUGGCUUUAUGCUUUAUUGGCCUGUCUCGAAAAACCACUGUUACCAGAUGCUCAUUCCCUAAUUCGUCAGCUGGCCAGACGAUGCUCUGAAGUGAGAGUCUUGGAGGAGAACAAGAAUGAUGAAAAAGUGUCUGCUCUGAACUUGUUAAUUUGCUUAGUUGGCAGGUAUUUUGACCAGCAUGACCUGGCUGAUGAAGCAUCCUCAUAGUCUGGAGAGUAUAACAACAUAGGAUGUCAUAGUUUCUAAGGCAGAAUGCAAGCCAGUGUUAUCAGCCACCUCCUCUGUGAAAAGCGUGACGAACAGUAGGCAUGUCCCAUCUUCCAUUGUGACUUCCCUGAGUAGGGGAGGCUGUGCAGAAAAAGAGUAACUUCAGCUGUUUUUAGCAAGAGUGUUGCUGGAAAACUCAACUUGGAAGAGGUCAACAACAGAGUGCCUAAACAUUUUCUUAUGGGCCAUUUGCUGCAGCAACCAGUUGAUGUGAGAUCUGUGUAUGAACUGACAGCUCCUCCUCAAUCAGCCUUGCUCCAUGGUGCAGCUUGAAUAUCCCAUUAAAAACCCUGUGGGACUGAAUCAAUCUAAUGUAAAGUUUUUAUAAGACUUGCUAUGUUUUUUAUAAAUAAAGUUUUUCAAAUG
Messenger RNA from Rhineura floridana, 1361 nucleotides. RefSeq names its product gem nuclear organelle associated protein 2 (gene GEMIN2). Lineage: Eukaryota; Metazoa; Chordata; Lepidosauria; Squamata; Rhineuridae. The coding region runs from base 138 to 935 and encodes 265 amino acids. The record is from RefSeq and is a predicted model, not a curated record. Gene Ontology annotation, biological process: spliceosomal complex assembly; spliceosomal snRNP assembly. Gene Ontology annotation, cellular component: spliceosomal complex; nucleus; SMN complex. The transcript has 10 exons.